Messenger RNA from Harpia harpyja (harpy eagle), 1963 nucleotides. RefSeq names its product fatty acid 2-hydroxylase (gene FA2H). Gene Ontology annotation, biological process: fatty acid metabolic process; lipid biosynthetic process. The record is from RefSeq and is a predicted model, not a curated record. Bases 32 to 1150 code for a protein of 372 amino acids. Gene Ontology annotation, molecular function: iron ion binding; fatty acid 2-hydroxylase activity; heme binding. Lineage: Eukaryota; Metazoa; Chordata; Aves; Accipitriformes; Accipitridae. Gene Ontology annotation, cellular component: membrane; endoplasmic reticulum. The transcript has 7 exons.
GCGCGGGCAGCGGGACCGGCAGCGGGGGGCGAUGGCGGCGGCGGCGCCGCGCUCCUUCAGCGCCGCCGAGGUGCGGGCGCGGUGCGCGCAGGGCGCCUGCCUGGUCCGCUGCCGCCGCCGCCUCUACGACCUGAGCGGCUUCGUGCGGCUGCACCCGGGGGGGGAGCAGCUGCUGCGGCGGCGGGCCGGUACCGACGUGAGCGCCGCGCUGGACGGGCCGCCCCACCGGCACUCGGCCAACGCCCGCCGCUGGCUGGAGCAGUACUACGUAGGAGAGAUGGAGCCCGGCGAGGAGCAGAGCCACCCCGAGCCGGUGGACGAGAAGGCAGUGGAUGCUGCAGCCCAGACCCCAACGCAGAUGGAUCCUCGCUGUAAAACGGUGGAUGUGGAGAAGGACCUGGUGGACUGGCAGAAGCCCUUGCUGUGGCAGGUGGGCUACCUGGGGGAGAAGUAUGACGAGUGGGUGCACCAGCCUGUGGAUCGGCCCAUCCGCCUCUUCCACUCGGAUUUCCUCGAGUCCCUCUCCAAGACGGCAUGGUACGUGGUGUUCAUGGUGUGGGCUCCCGUGGUGCUCUAUCUCAGCUGGGUCAGCUACACCUCCCUCGCCCAGGGCAACACCAGGCUCUUCUCCUCCUUCACCACAGAGUACUCCAUCCCCGUCCACAAAUACUACUUCCCCUUCAUCUUCCUCCUGGGGAUGUUCCUGUGGUCCCUGCUAGAGUACCUCAUCCAUCGCUUUGUCUUCCACAUGAAGCCACCCGCUAGUAACUACUAUCUCAUCACCCUUCAUUUCUUGCUGCAUGGGCAGCAUCACAAGUCUCCCUUCGACAGCUCCCGCCUGGUCUUCCCUCCUGUGCCGGCCUCGCUGGUGAUCGGCUUCUUCUACGGCGUCCUGCGGCUCCUGCUGCCUGAAGUGCUGGGGCUCUCGGUGUUUGUCGGGGGGCUCUGUGGCUACGUCAUCUACGACAUGAUGCACUAUUACCUCCACUAUGGCUCGCCGAAAAAAGGCACCUACCUGUACGGCCUGAAGGCUUAUCACGUCAAGCACCACUUUGAACACCAAAAAUCAGGCUUCGGCAUCAGCACCCGCUUCUGGGAUCGCCCCUUCCGGACGCUCAUCCCCGAGGAGACCUUCGAGAAAGAGGAUUGACGGCCUCAGCACGGUGCCCAGCUGCCUGCUCCGUCCCUCCUGGGCUGGGGCUGGCAUCCCUCCCCAGCCUUUGGCAAGGCCGGCUGGCCCCUGCCCCCUUCCCUGAGGGCUGUGCCACAGCGGUGGCCCCACACCGGAGCAUCCCCAUGGUGCGCUGUGGUCCAGCUGUGGCACUGCCAAGGGGGACAGGGGGGCGAGGAUGCGGGGAAAGGGGAGGAGGAGGAGGUUGCAGGGCUCCCUGGGGGCCUCCUGCCCCUUCCUCCCUGCCGUCCUGCUCCAGGCCACGGAUGCACCGGCAGGUCUGCUGCCUGAGACAUGAAGUGCCUGAUGCCGCCCUCCCUCCUCCAUCCUGGCACCUUGCCGGAGCCCCCCCUUGCUCACAAGCCCCUGGGCCACCUCCCCAGGGCAUCCAACUUGCUGCGGUUAACCCCAUCACCUAACUUGUGCCGAGGGGCUUCUGUAUCCUGGGUCCUUCUCCCGCCCCGAUCUCAGCACAGGGUUUUCUUGGCCUGUGGCCCUUGGGGUGAGGAUCCCCCAGGUCUGGAUUUUGCCUUUUUCUAACCAGUGCACCUGUAUCUCUCUGCCAAAUUUAUCAAGUUUGUGUUUUUUGUAGACAUUGACUACUUGAAACUCAAACUCCAGUGAAGAAAAUCGCUACGAGAUGCCUUUUUUUCCUGAUCCUGUGAUUUUUUUUUUUUUCCUAAUGUUUACUGCAGAUAUUUAAAGGUUUGGAAUAAAGUUAUAUGUAAAACUGUAGACACUACAAUUGUAAAUAAACUGUAUAUUUUGAAAAAUAAAGCCUUUUAAAAAGGG